Molecule: messenger RNA, 1770 nt
Organism: Cherax quadricarinatus
Lineage: Eukaryota; Metazoa; Arthropoda; Malacostraca; Decapoda; Parastacidae
Source: RefSeq, a predicted model, not a curated record
UUUUCAGUUCUUGGUAUCCUGAACAUGCAAUUUUUUUUUUUUGUCCACAGAAGCAACAGGAGAAAUGCCAGAAAAAGAGAAGCAGCCAUAUUAAGUCCCAACACUAUAGUCAAGAUGUCCUUCGACCUUGAGAAGGACUCUUCAGAUACGGUGGUAGAGGCUGGAGAACUUCGCAAACUUCUGGAAUGGGAGUUGAGCCUUGACUCUGGGGACCUUCGUUCUCAUGCUUGGUACCAUGGCACCAUUCCCCGGGCCCGUGCUGAGGAGGUGGUUCUCAAAGAUGGCUCUUUCCUCAUCAGGGACUGUAUCUCCCAGCCUGGUGACUUUGUACUGACCUGCCGCUGGUCUGCACAGACACUCCACUUCGUCAUACAAAAGACAGUAGUGCAACCCAACACAGUUUAUGAAAGGAUACAGUACCAGUUGGAGGAUGAUGCCUACGACUCUAUCCCUGACCUGGUGAGGGCAUACGUUGGUGGCAAAAAACCUAUCACAGUCUCAUCUGGUGCCCGCAUCUCAACACCUGUCAAUCGCACAGCACCAUUGAGUUUUUAUGCUUCUAAGUAUGCUGCUCAGACUGCCCACACCUUCUCACAUGGUACUCUUAGCCGACCAAUUAACAGAUCAUCUGAACCUAUUCCUGGGGGUGGCAUGAUAGGUGGGAGUAUGCUAAGGCACCAGCACUCAUAUAGCAGCCCUGUAGGUGUGGGCUGCACCAUAGUGAGGAGCCCUGCUCACUCUCCACCCAGGAUGAGACGAGACACAGCACCAACAUUGCCCAUUAAAACACGGAGCAGCAGUACGUCAAGACCCCCAGAUGAGCCACCUGAAGGAGUACCUAGCAGGAUUGAUGAGAAAAGUUGCAGUAACGAUGGAGUAAUUGGCUCUCGACCAACUGCUGAGCAAAAUAAAUUCACCUCACAGUCAUUACCACGGAAAAUGGCACAAAAAUCUUUUACAAUAGCCUCAGAGCAUCUGGCAAGUUUGUCUACAGAAAUGGGUCUUGGAGUCCACGAGGAAGAUAAACCAUUAGAAAAAUUAUCAGAGGAGGAACCUCCACCAAAACCUUCACGUGUUCCAUCUGUUAAAAUUAAGCCAAAGCCACAAACAAGUAUUAAUGAACGAUUAUAUGCCGAGAUAGAUGAGCUUGAUGAAGAUGAAAUGAAAGAUUUAAAAAUACAAUCUUCAGCAGAUGAUGUAAAAACUCCUACAGGAAGUAGUGAAACAGACAACAAUUUUAAAAAUAGUGAAGAUGUGACAGCAUGUACUGACACAACAUCGACUCCCCGACACUCGCGCUUGUCAGAGAUGUAUCAGCCCUCGGGUUCAGAUUCUGGUAAUGGUUCUGGUGACUCAGUACAAACAUCUGCCAGUGAUGCCAGGAAUCGAGACAGUCAAACCUCCUUUGGUGACAGUGGCAGUGUACAGCUGGAGGAAGACUCAGUGGUAGACGAACCUGUGCUUUUUACUUUACCCGAGUUGAUUUCAACCUCAGCCUUUGAUCUAGAGAACUUUAAUACUCUCCUUUUAAAUUCUAUUGAAAAUAAACCACUUGAUGCCACUGCUCUCAAGGGAGUCAAGAAUACACUUCUAGAGAGUGGGUCCAGAGUAUUAGCAGCUCACCUAACUCGAGUUGACCUGGAGUUACUAAAUGGAACAAGUGAAACUGACCUAGGGCUUGGAGUGACAUCUGGCAUCGAGCUGGUCACACUACCUCACGGGGCACAGCUUAGGACAGACCUCAUAGAAAGGUAAAAACUGUUAAUAGGC